CAGAAAUGUUUCACCGUCUUCAGUCACUGAGAGUUCUGUCAGAGUAGAAGGACCACGGGAGGUAUGCCAUGAAGCUGUUUCCUGCACAUCCAAUACUUUGGUCCAGUUUGCUGGUUUUGUUUGCUUUACAAAUAGAGGCGGAAGUUAACAUUUCAGAUGUCUGUGAGGAUAAAAGGGCUUCUGAUGAGAUCGAUGUACAGACUACGUCAGUGCAACUGCAUUAUGUAGAGAUGGAUCAGCUAUAUAAUAAGUUUCACUGCCUCCUUUACCCAACAAAUAUACUUAACUGCUCCUGGUCAUUUAACACCUUACAUCAGGAUACUCAGCUCUUUGUCAACAUCAGCAUCUGUGAUGGUGACAAAUCAGUUCAGUCUGCUGACCUGUCAUCUGAGGAGAAAGUCGGAUCAAGGUCUUUGGCUCUGCCUGAUGACAAGUUGUCACUUUUAAUCCUACACUUCAACGUCACCCUGCAUGACAAGUGGACAUUCUACACCUCUAAAUACGACCUCAACAUGCUAGAGGUCCUGUCUCCACCGCCAAACAUCAGUGCAUCAAUCAAAGAUGGAGGUCUGUUGGUGACAUGGGAUCUGCCCCAAAGUAGAGUUGACAUUCACUCCUCCUGCUUUGAAUACCAGCUGGACAUCAGUGAGCAGCCAUGUGUGUGGGGAUAUGGAUGUCAAUUAUUCAAUAACGAAACACGCAAAGAGUUUACUGAGCAGCGGUCCUAUAGAGAGACCAAUGUAGAUCUCUCUUCCAACUACAGAGUGAGGAUGAGGACGAGGAAGAGCAACAUUUGUGUGAAUUAUCUUGAAUGGAGUGAAUGGAGCCACGCUGUCACUGUGGAAAAGUCCACUUACAAAUUCAACAAUCUGGUGAUCGUCUCAAUUUCACUUGGAAUACCCAUGAUCCUCCUGGCUGUGCUGUUGCUUCUCCGCCAUCAGAGGCUGUCUAAGGUCCUGUUUCCUCCGAUUCCACGCCCACCACAAAAGUACCAACAUUUCCUGGAAAAAAAUGACACAUUCAAUUUCGUCCACCCUAAUCAGUCAGCUGAGCCUGCGGAGGAGAUAACAGAGGUGGAAGACAUGGAGCAAAAGCCCGGGUAGACAUUGUAAAAGCCAGAUGGGAAGGACACAUUUACAUUUUGAAUUAUGCCUGAGGUUUCUGCUGGACCUUUUCUUUUUUUUUUGUCAUUGUGCAUUUUCAAGUUCUAAUAUGUUUCAGCAACAAGCUUAACUGUGUUGAGUGCUAGCGAAGUGUGUGUAGGUUUGUUUUCAUUUGACCUUAUGUCCCUCAUUUCUUAAUAACCAUACAGUCCAGUCAGGCCAACAUGUUUGGGAAGGUUUAGCAACACGGGAUGUAAAUGUGUACAGCAAUAACUGUACAAUAUGCUUUGAAAUUGUAUGCUUAUAGUUUAUAUUCUUUGUAUCUUGGGUGUGAUGAUAUAAAGCUGGCUUUGGCUCUUUCUGCUGUACAAAUGAACAUUUCCCCUCUGUGGGACGAAUAAAGGUAUUCUGAUUCUGACUAUAAUGUGAAAAUAUAUUUUGCCCAGCUUCUUUCAUUAACUUGUUUACGUUUUUGUUCUUUCAUUUAAAAAGAGGAAGUGUCAGUUGAGAGUUUUGAUGAAAAUCUCUCUGCUAUGUAUAAACUUACUAGUUAAAUGAACCUGAAAUGUUGAUGGAGCGCUUGUGCUUACCUUUUUGUACAUUUUUCAUAUGAAUUAAAGUGGAUAAUGUUAUAAUAUCG
Molecule: messenger RNA, 1743 nt
Organism: Eleginops maclovinus (Patagonian blennie)
Lineage: Eukaryota; Metazoa; Chordata; Actinopteri; Perciformes; Eleginopidae
Product: granulocyte-macrophage colony-stimulating factor receptor subunit alpha-like
Exons: 10
Coding region: 69-1103 (344 amino acids)
Biological process (GO): cytokine-mediated signaling pathway
Cellular component (GO): external side of plasma membrane
Molecular function (GO): protein binding; cytokine receptor activity
Source: RefSeq, a predicted model, not a curated record